This is a messenger RNA of Dovyalis caffra, 534 nucleotides long. The record is from the annotation of a GenBank genome assembly. NCBI's taxonomy places the organism in Eukaryota, Viridiplantae, Streptophyta, Magnoliopsida, Malpighiales, Salicaceae.
AUGAGCCUAACUACAUCUCGAACUAAUCGCCAAGUUGGAUCAUUCGGUGAUACAUGGCAUGAUGAAGGACGAAACAAGUGGAGUGAGUGGCUUGGAAUUCAGUGGCUUGUCAAGAUAUUCAACUACAAGAAUCCCAAAUCCAAGGCUCAGAAUGGUGCUUGGAUGAUGCACGAAUAUAACCUUGUUGCUAAUGAUAUUGUCAGCACUCCUACUACAACUGUCGCUUGCCAUUUAAGGAAGAAGCAACCCAAGAGGAAGAGGCAGUUGGAUGAUGAAGAAAAAGGUGAUGAUGAUAUGGAUAAAAAUUGCAAGCGCUCCACAGAGGCAACCACAAAUAGCAACAGUGAUAAGCAUCUGUCAUUGGAUGGCGCUGAUGCACCUAAAGAUCAGCUGCAAUAUUACAAUAUGUUGCUUACUGAUGACAUUCUAUCCACUGAGCCUUCUGAUUCUAAUGAUGCUCUUCGACAACGUCAGAUAGUUGGUAAUGGAGAAGAAAUGGCUCUUGAUGAUGAUUAUUUCCAUUAUGUUAUUUAA